GCAGAAGUGAUACUUUGUUUCCGCGUAGUUCCCAGCCUGUUGUUGAUGAAGCCGAACAGGAACUGAAUGAAACGGCGUGGAAACCCUGGCAGCUCAGGGCUGAAUACGGGACGGGCUGGACCGAACCGAAUCUUCGGGUCAACAUGUCGGCGGCUGUUUGGGUUUUCAUCCUGACAUUUUCAACACUAAACGGAGUGGUAUCAGGAGACCUCCGCAGACCCACUAACGUCCAGCUGAGCUCCAGGAACCUGAACCUGAUGCUGACCUGGGAGCCACCUGCAGGAGCACCCAGCGGGCUGGUCUACAGCACCCAGUACACGAGCUCAGCUACAUCCUACAGAAGAGGCUGCGUGAACACCACCGCCCUUCAAUGCGACCUCACCUCCUUCAACAUCAGUGUGUAUGGGAUUUAUAGGGGGAAAGUCCAGGCUCUGCUAGGAGCAGAGACCUCAGACUGGGUGGAGAGCAACCAGACCACUUUAGACAAAGACACCCAGAUCGGUCCUCCUAUCGUGUCGCUCCUCUCCAACGGUCCGAUUCUGGUGGUCAGCAUCAAGGAUCCAGUGUUCCAGAUUUCCUCUCUGAGGACCGUGUACAGCGUAGUCUCCUACAUCAUCACCUACUGGAAGAAAGGCCAGGAGGAUCAGCCAACGAACAUCGGCAACAUCGAGCAGGACAGAGUGUUUCUGGAGAAGCUGGAUCCCUUGAGCGAGUACUGUGUACAGGUCCACAUCAACACGAUCCGAAACAAGAACCCCAGCGAGCCCAGCAGCGUUAUCUGUGAGAGGACCGGCAACAAUGAGGAACCUCCGUGGGUUGCAGCAGUGAUCGUGUUCAUCAUCAUGGUGGUGGCCGUGGCUCUGAUAGUGGUGACCGUACUGAAAUGGAAAAGUAUUUCCCAGUUUUUCUGGCCAAAGGUUUCCCUGCCGCAGCAUUUUGAAGAGUCUCUGCUGGUGGCACCUGAGUCCUCUCUGUAUUUGGCCUCCCAGCCCACUGAGGAGAUUGACCCAGUGAGUGUUGUUACAGCAGAGGAAGACUGCCCCCUAGGGACAGCAGAGAGCAGCUGCAGUAAACAGCCUAACGGCGCUGUGGGAGAUGGAUAGAAAAUCAGAGACUGAAAGGAAAGAAGCAACAGGUGAGCAGGUCUACAUCCUGCAUGCUGAUUGGACCGCAGAGAUGAGCGCAAAGACUUGAUGAGAUGAAAGAUUUUAGACAGCAACUCCAGAAUAAUGUGAAGAGAUAGAAGGCAGGUUCAUGCUGCGAUGUGCUGCCAUCGUCCUACACAAUCUGUGUGUAUCAAACAAGUUGUUUUAUGAUGGCAUUAAAUGUCAUUUACGGUACAAUCCGGAAUGUUCCAGUGUGUUUUCAUAAACACGGACGUUUUGGGACAAACUAUUUAUGAACACGGAAAACUGAAGAAGUUCUGACAUGCAAACUGAAAAAUUAAUAUUGAAUUUUCUGCACUUCUACCAGUGCAGAAAUAUUUCAAAUCAAUGCUGUACUGAUUGAUUGAUCUGUUUUUUUUUUUCCUAAUGUUCUGAUGAAACUAAACUACAAUCUACAAAGUGUUUUCUUUGUGACUUUUUUACAUGUUAAAAUAAU
This is a messenger RNA of Girardinichthys multiradiatus, 1602 nucleotides long. RefSeq names its product interleukin-10 receptor subunit beta-like. Lineage: Eukaryota; Metazoa; Chordata; Actinopteri; Cyprinodontiformes; Goodeidae. Gene Ontology annotation, molecular function: protein binding. The coding region runs from base 144 to 1103 and encodes 319 amino acids. The transcript is spliced from 7 exons. The record is from RefSeq and is a predicted model, not a curated record.